AUGGCCAGUCCCAUCGACCAUUCACCGGAGCCUUCUCCAAUUCACUCUCGACUCUUUGCGGAACCCGAAGACGACGAUGACCUCCACUCUGAGCCGCGUUUCUCAGAUGGGGACACCGCGUCCGCCCGUUCUAUCACACUCUCUUCACCCCCACGUUCCCCUCGCGAGUCCAUCUCGUUAGGCGUCCCGCAGCCGCAAGAACCCGCUCUCACCCCUGUCACAAUGGCCCGUCAGAGCCUUUCUCUGGCCAACCUCGCCAAGCGAAAUACGCUCGACACGGAGAGCUCCCCGAGCUCCGACAUGGACGCCGACGGAGAUGACAGAAGCUUCUUUGCGCGCAAGUACGAUGAAGGAGAGUCGCCACUCUCUAGUGUUCCCCCGUCGGUGCACGAGGUGGACAAGUCCAUGGCUACUCCUUUGCCGCCGUCCCUUCCUCCGUCUGCUACGCUGUCGUCUUCUAGGUCGUCCGCAGCAUCAGCCACCGGCACCUUCCCCCACCUCGACCACCUGAAGAGCGACACAGAUAGCAUCGCAUCUUUCGGGUCGGCCUCUACGUCCUACUCUAAGAAGGCUCGUCCAGAGUCACUGGUGGUUCAGUCAACGAAGGGACCGUUGGUGUUGGGUAUUGCGCUUGUGGACUUCAAUCACUUGGUCGGGCCAAAGAUUGAUUUCUCCCGAGGCGACAUCUUCGACGAUGAGGAGAUUGCCAAAAUUCUUCCCUUCCUAGCACUUCCUGAUGGCGCCCAUCUCACGACGGAAGAUUACUCUUACUUCCAUCUUGUGCCGUCAGUACCCAACCCCUCAACCAUCUUUGGCAUCUCUUGCAACCGUCAGAUCAGCGCCGCCGACCUCCUGGUGAAAGGUCCAGACGUAACGCGGUCAACAGUGCAGAAGGCGGUGGUAGUGCUUGCGUCGAAGCCGGUAUUCGGGCCCGUUCGGGACCGGCUAGGGGUGAUCACGCGAACACUCUUCUCGCAAAGGGACUUUACAGACGUCAGCAUUCUCGACGACUUUUACUCGUCUUUGGAGGUUUCGCUUCGUGGUCAAAUGACUGAAAGUGGUCUUUACAUGGGCACAAGUUUGAAGGAAUUGGUUCAUAAUUUCCGUCAACGAACUUUGACUUUGGUCAAGGCUCUGAUGCUUCAGAGGAAGGUUAUGUUCUAUGGUCACCCUGUGGAGCGUCUGUGCACAUAUCAGUAUUCCCUUGUCACAUUGGUACCUGGCUUGUUCCAUAGCCUCGAGGACUGCGGGUCGCCUCCACUUGCGACCCGUGCAGCGACUCUGCAAAAGCCGAAUUCGCUCAAGACGUCAGAUCCCAAGAGUAUGAUGGCAUACAUGGGACUUCCACUCGAUCUUUUCGGGAGGGAUUCCUUUUUCCAGCCGUAUCUGCCCUUGCAGCAGCUCGAUCUCCUUAAGGAUACACCCUCUUGGCUCUGCGGCAGUACGAAUUCAAUAGUCACCCAACAGAAGGAUAUCGACCUCCUUGUGAAUAUUGAGACGGGAGCAAUCGAAUUCCGUACCCCAAGCGUUGAACGAAUGGUAGCCCUAACUGCCGCCGACCGGAAGUGGAUGGACGACAUCGUGACUGAUGUCAACAACCAAUACACCACGGAUUCCGAGAUGACAGGCAUGCAUUUCAAAGGGAGCGACGACUACAUUCGUCAGAAGUUUGAGGAAUACCUGAUGGCUGCUCUAUCGACGGUCAAAUACGCCACGUUCCUCGGCAAAGGUCAGAACAGCGGUGUCAUGAUCGCGGAUGGCGGAGACUCGAACGCCGUGGCCGACUUCAACCCCGUCUGGCUGCAAGAGUUCAGGAAAACGCAAAGCCACGAAGUCUGGGAACGCGUCACCGAUUCCAUGCUAUUCGACAUUAUCGAGGCAAGACAUCCAUGCGGCGAGAAGCCCACCGUAGUCUCAGACAUCGGUCUUCGUCUCUCCGAGGGUAUCCAGGAGCUCAAACUGGACCAGCAACUUGCCCCCACGCGCGAGGCGAUUUCCCGUACCCUCGCCGCUGGUUCGACCAACUUCUUUAAUGCUGUGGCCGGCGUCCGUGAACGUUGGGGUCAACGCCAGCCAUCAACUGACAGUGUCCCGACAACUUCCUCGUACCCAGCGUCUCAAUUGAUGCCUAUGCGUGUCGACACGAACCACUCGCACGCCGCUCACCUGGAGCCGAAGAGCCCCGGUGGGACCUAUAGCACACCGAACACGCCAACGACGCACAAGGGACUCCGGCCACUCAGCAUUGUCGGUGCGCAGAGCCUCCAGCAACCGGAGCCACCUAAAACCACCCUCGGGGGUUGGGGCGCGAACAUCGGUUCGUUCUUCUCUGCGCGGACGUCUAGCCGCAUGUCCGUCUCAUCCACCACGAGCAACAAUGGCGGUUCAAACUCUCGGCCAUCAAGUAUUGCUAGUCUCUCGCGCUCUGCAUCCCCUAUGCCUCCGGUUCCCCCAGUCCCACCAUUGCCGGCAGGAGUAGAGAAGAGCGUACCGCAUAUACCGAAGGAUGUUCAGCCAGUCCCGAAGGACGUCCCUCCGGUCUCCCCGCUGCCGAAGGACCCGGUCCCGGCCGAAAUGCCGAUGAACCUGGACGAUGCGCAUACGGGCAGCGUGUUGGAGCCGGUGAAUCAUAGGGACGACGACGCCAACUCGACGGCGUCGUCCCUGAGCGGGACAAUGGCGAUGUGA
Molecule: messenger RNA, 2688 nt
Organism: Epithele typhae
Lineage: Eukaryota; Fungi; Basidiomycota; Agaricomycetes; Polyporales; Epitheliaceae
Product: transport protein Avl9-domain-containing protein
Exons: 11
Coding region: 1-2688 (895 amino acids)
Cellular component (GO): cytoplasm
Source: RefSeq, a predicted model, not a curated record